Messenger RNA from Caenorhabditis briggsae, 786 nucleotides. The record is from RefSeq and is a predicted model, not a curated record. The transcript has 6 exons. The coding region runs from base 1 to 786 and encodes 261 amino acids. Gene Ontology annotation, biological process: olfactory behavior; G protein-coupled receptor signaling pathway. NCBI's taxonomy places the organism in Eukaryota, Metazoa, Nematoda, Chromadorea, Rhabditida, Rhabditidae. Gene Ontology annotation, molecular function: G protein-coupled olfactory receptor activity.
AUGUUUGUCGCGCUAGCCGUACAAUUUGUAUACCGUUAUUUCGCAAUGACCAAAAGCCCAAAACUCAAACUUUUCGACUCUUGGAGGAUGCCUAUAUGGUAUACUGCUAUGAUUUUGAUUUCCAUAUUCUUUGGAAUCAUAGUUUUCAUCUGUGGUCACCUUAUGGAAUUGGAAAGAAACGAUGGUUAUAGAAACUCAUUAUACUCUACUUUUGAAUUACCUCUCAACUCCACAAUCUACUAUGCUCGUAUGACUUAUUAUACCCACGACCCUUUAACCAACAAGAUCUUGCUAGACUGGUGCUCCUUGGGGUGUCUAUUCCUGCUAUUCCUUUCCAUUACACCUGUCUGUGUCAUGUUCUAUUGUGGCAUUAGAACUUAUAGACUAAUGUCAAAAGCAACUUCUCAAUUGUCAAAUCAUAUGAAAUUGCAGAAAGAAUUAUUCCAGGCACUUUUGAUUCAGAGCACUGUCCCAUGCAUUUUUCUAUUCUUCCCAUCCCUUAUCUACUUCAUUUUCCCACUUUUCAACCUUGAACUUGGCUUAUUUUCCAAUAUUUCUGGGAUCACUUUUGUCAUCUACCCUAUUAUUGAUCCAUUAGCAGUUAUCUAUGUUAUCAAGCACUAUCGUUGCUAUGUUUUCAAACUAUUCUGUUUGUCGCACAAAAUUACGCCAAAACUUCAGCGAGAUGUGUGCAUUGAUGUGGCGGAAGACGAGGCGAGAGGGAAUAACAAUACUAAUAAUAAUUUGGAGAUGUUUAUGUCGUUCAACAGCAUUUCUCAUGAAUGA